Messenger RNA from Dimorphilus gyrociliatus, 799 nucleotides. NCBI's taxonomy places the organism in Eukaryota, Metazoa, Annelida, Polychaeta, Dinophilidae. The record is from the annotation of a GenBank genome assembly.
UAUGAAUGUCAAGUUCUUCCCGUUUGAUGAGCAAGACUGCGAUAUUUUCUUUGUAUCAUGGACUUAUAACAAGAACGAAGUAGAUAUACUCCAUGAGAAACAAGCGGAAAAUUCUAGCGACGUUAAUGAGUUCGAUACGAUCCAACCAGGAAUUGAUUUGUCCGAAUUCUACGAAAAUGGAGAAUUUGAUAUAAUGUCGGUCCGAGCGGUUAAAGGCUAUCAGACUCUAGCCGGAUCGGAGGAAGAGCCAAAAAUUGAAAACAGUCACGAUCUCUUAUUAAAGAAUCUAAAGAUCAGCGUCUGCUCGUGCAUGAAAGGAUCUAAUAAAAAGUUUGAUCGGGACUCCCCAAAUUCGUCUAGGAAUUACUAUUCGUACAGCUCGUCUCGUUCUAAGACGCAAGUCGAGUUAAUUAGGCUAUCGGAAGAGUUGGAGAGUGGUACAGCUAAUGGUGGUCGACAUCUUCGAAAUCGCCACUUUCGGCACGGAAGGCCAACCGUAAGAGAUACGAUUGAGAGCGCCAUCUACAUAGCCGAUCACUUGAAGGAGGAGGACGAUAAAAAUCGGGCAAAGGAAGAUUGGAAAUAUAUUGCACUCGUUAUCGACCGCCUCUUCUUCUGUGUCUACAUAUCAACGGUAAUAGUAGGAACUUUGGCCAUACUCCUCCAAGCUCCCCAAUUAUACGAUUCUCGAACUCCUUAUUUUAUAGAGGGCGUCACUAACUUUAAGAAUUAUACUAGCGCCAAUUCGACUUAUGACUACAAGUGCCUGGGUGAGCCUAUUAGUGAACGGAAAACUUAA